GACAGUUGCGACGCAGCGCAAAACAUCAGCGGAACGGUAAUCGAGAAGGCGGUUGGAAAUACUGUCUGGAUAAAUAAACGCCUGGAUCUGAGCCGAAUCAUCUUCUAGUCAAUCAGGAAGAUCUCCCGUUAUGUCGUCGUCAUUUGAGCCCUCAUUGUCCACCAGUGGCAUGCGCCCACCUCUGGCAUCGGCGGACGCGCCCUCCAUGGCAGACUCACUGCCUAGUAUAAAUUUUGGAUUCGAGGACUUGCGCAACCGCAUGGCUCAGUUUACUGCUCGCUUCGACGCCUUCAUUGAACGGGGCAGAAAGCAGGUCUUGGAGGAGAGGAACCAGUUCAAAAUAGGGCUAGCCGAGCUUCAAGAGGAUGAGCGAAUGAAGCAGAGAGACAUCGAGAUACUAAGCCUCAAAUCGCAAACCCACGAACAGACUCUCCAGAAGGAAUCGGCCGAGGCUGCUGAAAUGCAUGCGUCGAUCUCCUCCGUGACGUUGGAGCGCGACUCUCGCCUUUCCAAACGUGAUCGACUGAAGCAGCAGAUUGAUGAAACGCAGAAGGCUACAAGCCAGAGAUUAGAAGCCCAGAAAGCUCACGCAAAGUACCUAGAUGCGCAGUCCCGUCUGAAUGUCCCGGAAUUGGAAUUCUGGCAGGAUUACUUGUGUCUUCGAAUCGAGGGUGCUGGGAGAGAAGAUCGCUUGAAAUUUAUUUACAGCCAUUUAUUGGAGAAGGACUGGGAAGCGGAGGCAUGGUUUGAGCUAGGCACAUCGAGCCGUGAUUACGAGGUAUUUCAUACGCGACCGAAGUUGGACAGGGAGGCUCUUGAUCGAGAACUGGAUAUUAUGAACGAGGAUCGUGAUUUUGGUGCCUUCCUGAAAAGGAUGCGAAAACUCUUUGUUGAGACCAUGAAGUAACUGUUGGGUUGGCCAGCAAUAAACCCGCAGGAAGCCCUUGCCUCUCAUUCCUGUUAGUGCAGUAAAUAGAUGCCAUGGAUCAAUGUCGGAAACAGCGAAAGCAACUUAUCGCAACAAUUUAG
This is a messenger RNA of Aspergillus steynii IBT 23096, 1029 nucleotides long. Its product is annotated as kinetochore protein Spc25. The transcript has 2 exons. The record is from RefSeq and is a predicted model, not a curated record. Gene Ontology annotation, cellular component: Ndc80 complex. NCBI's taxonomy places the organism in Eukaryota, Fungi, Ascomycota, Eurotiomycetes, Eurotiales, Aspergillaceae. Gene Ontology annotation, biological process: chromosome segregation. The coding region runs from base 131 to 907 and encodes 258 amino acids.